CUCUUCUGACUUCGUGGCUCAUUGAAUCGAAUAGGUCCCAUUUAUUUGGUCAAUAUCGCCAAGCCGCCGUAGGAGGAAAUGUCUCCAUUAAUAGCGACACUUGUAGGCCUGCUACUGCUCAGUGGGGACGUUUGUGGGAAAACUGUGACGGGAGUUUUCCGGAGCGACGCGGCGCGGCAGCAGCGCGGCCAGUUCAUCACUAAAUUCAUGUACCAAGGUGAGAGCGGCGUGAUAGUGUGCCGCUUGGACAACCCGGCCCUGGCUGUGGAGAAGGAGUCCCGCCUGCUGGUGUAUCAGGAUAUGGACUCAGACCUGGACAACCUGAGCUGCUCCGACCGGCUCGGCAGAGCCCGCUUCACCAUUCCUCUCAGUGAGGAAGAGCACAACAGGACGAUCCCUCGUCGGCAGGCCCCCACGGCCUGGCAGGUCUUGUACGCGGACAGAUACACCUGUCAGGAAAGUGCAGUGAUUCCGUCUAUUGGCGAUCUCAGCUUCACCGUCCUGCUGUUUAAUGCCGACUCCGCUGGAAACCCUCUGGAGCACUUUAGUGCAGAGGAGGCAGGUCUACACAGCUUCUACUUCCUCCUGCUGCUGGCCUACUUCAUAUCCUGCUGCAUCUACGUGCAGCCUCUGCUCCAGGCUCUGAGGAAGGGCGGUCCCAUGCACACCGUCCUCAAAGUGCUGACCACCGUGCUGGCUCUGCAGCUCUGCUCCGCCCUCUGCAACUACAUCCACCUGGGCAGGUUUUCCAGAGACGGUACUGGUCUCCCACUGAUGGGCAGCCUGGCCGAGCUCUUGGACAUGGUGUCCCAGGUGUCCAUGCUGUACCUGCUGCUGAGUCUGUGCAUGGGCUGGACCCUGAGCCGGGGCCGGAAGCCUCAGUCCCGGCCCCUGCAGUGGGAGCAGUCUCCCGCCUCCACGGCGGUGGCGGUGGGCGGAGUCGUGACACAGGGCGUGCUGCUGCUGUGGGAGCAGUACUCGGUGUUGGAGAGUGAGCAUCGCAGCUACCACGCCCAGCAGAGUCUGGCAGGUCUUCUCCUCAUAGCUCUCCGAGUGUCCCUGGCCGUCCUGCUGGCCUCCGUCCUCUACCAGAUCAUCUCCACGGAGCGGAGCACCUUGAAGAGAGACUUCUACCUCUGCUUUGCCAAGGGCUGCUUCCUGUGGUUCCUCUGUCACCCCGUCCUCGUCCUCCUGUCUGCGAUCUUCAACGAGCACCAGAGGGAGAAGGUGGUGACAAUCGGUGUGAUCAUCUGCCAGUCCAUCUCCAUGGUGAUCCUCUACCAGCUCUUCCUGUCUCGCUCUCUCUACUGGGAGGUGUCGUCCCUCUCCUCCGUGUCCCUCCCGCUCACCAUGUCCAGGGCGAACCACAGGGGGCACUACUGAGCAGGGAGCACCACGGUUACCAAGAGGGAGCGAGUGAACCGAACUUCCCGCUGCGUCAGCGUGAGGACGAUUAGACGCUGCUCCAACUCUGCAGGAACCACUUGAAAGCAGGUUGGGAGAACAACCAGACGAUCACAUUCACUGCAACGCUCUACCUCUCAUAUCUGACUGCAGCCGGCGCCGGGAUCGCGGCGCAGGGAGGAAGGCAGUCACUUCAAGACCACUUUGGGGUUUCCUUCAGCUCCUGGUGGCACGCUGGAUGUGAAAUUCACACGAGGACAAAAAUGCAUGAGCUGGUGAGCAAAGCAGCAAAGAUGUAGAGGCCGAGGGACAAGGCAGGAUGUAUAAAAUCCAGCCUGAGAUCAGGAUCAAGGACAGGAUGGAUUCAGGGAUGCAGCUACGAGUCGUCUGCUGGCACAACACACAACAAAAGCAUGCUUGAAUUCAACCUGUUCAGCUCACAAACCUCUGAAUCUGCCAGAGAUAUUAGGUACGAAGGAAGAAAAAGCUUUAUUCAGCCUGAGGAAUAACAGUGAGUUUAACUUACUGUCAACAUAAAAUACCAAAACCAAGAGCCACUUUUAGGAUGAACUGAAACGAUUAGGAAAAACGACUGACCGCUGGAAGCUUUGGACUGAACACGGAGAGAUGCAGCAUGAGCUCUUAAAGAAACAGAGACGGGUUUACUUUCCAGUCGCCAGAGGGAUAUUUUUGUAGUUAAAAUGAUUCCCUGCACACCCCAUACAGGUUAAAUCUUCCUUUCAUGGUCGGCAAAGUUAUGAACUGACAGCAUGGGAGACCAGAGAAAACCUUUACCUGUUUGUAGCUGCGACACUGCAUGACUUCAGCUAUUUUCUGUUUUUUUAUAUUUAAUAAAAUGGGCAGAUCAGGAGAACUCAUACCGAACUUAAAAGCUUUUCCCAGUGGUGGAUUCCCAUCUCCACUUACAAUUUUUUUAAUACCAUUAGUGCCAUUAGUAAGGCAAAUUAAAAAAGACUCGUUUAAGGGCCCAGUGAGGCCUAAACUGUGAAUUCCCGUACGUCCUUGUAGACCAGUUCUGUGAGUAGUCCAGAGAAAACAGAGUAGAAGCUGCUGCUGCUCGUGAAGGAGAAGGUUUUAUCAGCUUGUUUUAGAUAUUUGGUAUCUCAGUCAUCUCAUUAAUGGAAAAAAAGGACAAUUAUUGACUUACACACCUGCUAGAUUUUCUCCUCCUCCUUCGGCUUUUUCUCCCGUCGCCGGAUCGUUGGAGUCCACAUAUGGACAUGGUGUAGGCACAUCCUUCCCCCCUUAUCCGGACUUGGGACUGGCCGGGGCAAUGCUGGGUUUAUUGUCCUGCCCAGAGACACUUUGGCACAUACCGACGGCCCGUUACGCUCCACCCCCACGUUUGUAGAAUCAGAAAUCCUGCUCUCUGUUUAAGUGGAGAACAUGUCCUGUCAUCUGAUGCACUUUGUUUGUCUGCACUGUGCCAUCUCCAGCCGUCACCUCGGUUACGUUACGCUUGAAUAUACAGCUUUUGUGGGGGAUUUAUUUAUCACAUAAUGUUCAAGCAGACUUAUUUUAGCUUUUGUUGGUUGGUUUGCACUGAAACAGUGCAUGUGCCAAUUAUUGUGUUCUGUAUUAUUUUUAAAUUUGUUCGUACAAUGACAAUCUUGUAUUGUGAACACUGUUUUUAACACGACGUAGUUCAUCUUUAAAGCUACUCUACGGACUAAUACCACGUCUGACCACAAGGGGGCAGAUGAAUCAGCUGUGGUGACAGAAGAGUCACUGAAACUACUGUGGUAUUGGUACUGUGGUAUUGCUGUGGUACGGUCUUUUGUCCCACUGGACAAGCGCUUUGUCUUUUCCAGGGGGCUCUAGUGUGAGCUUUCAUGUGAUAUUCUGCCACCAUGUGGUCAGAUUUGAUAUUGCUACGUGGAGGAGCUUUAAAAUUUAGAGUCGUGUUAUAAUUCAAGUACAUUAUUGUUUCAGAUGGGUUCAAGUUUUAUAUUUAUAUUUCCAUAUAUUACUUUUUUUAUGUGGCCUGUGGAAACAUGGUACCUCUGAUCAUGCCAACUGUUUAAUAAAACACAUUUCAAAUAAAAGUGUCUUUAAAGCAGCACUAUGUAACUUUUCCACCUUAAUCUCAUAUUUCCAGAGUCAUUGUGAUGGUACAUCAACUUCCAACAGGUUUAAUGAACCUCUGUCAUGGUCUGAGGGGUCUGUAUCGCCUUCACUGGCACUAUGUAACUUUGAGGAGCAUGGUAGGAACCCUGCCACACUAAAAAAACACAUUUUUACGGCUUUGACUGCUUUACGGCAUACGUCAC
Messenger RNA from Cololabis saira (Pacific saury), 3695 nucleotides. RefSeq names its product G protein-coupled receptor 180 (gene gpr180). Lineage: Eukaryota; Metazoa; Chordata; Actinopteri; Beloniformes; Belonidae. The transcript is spliced from 10 exons. Gene Ontology annotation, biological process: response to pheromone; G protein-coupled receptor signaling pathway. The record is from RefSeq and is a predicted model, not a curated record. The coding region runs from base 79 to 1383 and encodes 434 amino acids.